CCCCCCCUAACCCCCCACCCCCGUCUCGCUGCCUCGGUAGGCAUGGUGCAGGAAGCUCAGGCCGUGGUCACCUGUUGCAGCUGUAGUCUGGGAAUAUGGACAAGUCGGAAGUAGGGCUCUAAUUGUGGGUUGAAAUAUGUUGUGGACACAUAUAGUGGCUGUUAGUCUACGAGGAACUCGCUCUUCCAGUUCAGCUUUGCUCCAGAAAUGCUGACGUGUUGGUCUCGUGCCUCUGGUGUCUGGAUGAAUAGGGGGUUGUGCUGUCCGGCCUCCUGCAGCUGACCGAGAGGUGGGAGGUCAGCAGUGCCCAGUGCCCUGCAUUUGCUGGGGUCUCCCCAAAUGCAGCCAUGUGCCCACUGCCUCAUCUGAAUGGUGUUUGCCUUGCUGGGUGGCCCACAGGGUCGUGAGCCCACUGGGAUCUGCAGGCUGGUGGGUACAGCCACCAAUUCUGGUGGUUCCGCAGGAGACCUCCUGCGUACAGCUCUCAGCCCCACUAGCUUAGAUGUGUUUUCUUGUUGCUUUGUCCCCACUUUGGGACAGGUCACAAUGCUUUAUUUCAGCCUUCAGUCCCUUUCACAGCCAGCAGGUAAAGAAGUAGUUCAGAGCCAAAGUGCGUGGUGGCUGUAGCCCGCCACAGGAGCACGUUCCUCACUAACUGCAGAGCUCAGCCAAGCGAGCAGCAGAGAAUGCUCUUUGCCACUCAGUUCUGGGGCCUGCACUGCUCUGAGAAGUUUAUCAGGUCACUUUACUGAGAAAGCUACUGUAUAUCUCUGCAUUCCAGUAUCUGUAUUUUAACUGUUUGAUUAUUAACUUCUGAUAAAAGGAGAAAGCUCUUUGGGCUUACAGCCCUUCAGAACAAGACAUGUAUGCUUGAGGUACUUUUUCUAGUGGCAUUCAUUGUUUGAGGUGUCAGAAGUGACUUCACUUCAAAUAGGAGCGUUAUAUUGCUUUUCUUUGGGGGAUUUUACCUUGGUAAAGGUAUACUGGACAAGUAACAAGUAUUGCCUUCCUUGAAAAGCUCUUUUAGAAUGUCUGAAGAUGAUGAAAAAGUUAAACUCCGUCGAAUUGAACCUGCCAUUCAGAAGUUCAUCAAAGUGGCAAUUCCAACAGAUUUGGAAAGGUUAAGAAAACACCAAAUAAAUAUUGAAAAGUAUCAAAGAUGCAGACUCUGGGACAGAUUGCAUGAAGAGCACAUUAAUGCAGGACGAACAGUUCAGCAACUUCGAGCCAAUAUGAGAGAGAUGGAAAAACUUUGUUUGCGAGUCCGACAGGAAGACAUCCCAGUUCUGCAACGAAUGAUAAAUCCAGUGAAAGACGAAGCUUCAUCUGCCAUAAAACACUUCCUACAGCUCCAUUCUGAAUCUGCAGAAGAACUUAAGAGGCAACUGGAAGGACAGGAGGAUGCUUCCCUAACCAGAUCUGCAACUGUAGGAGGAGAAACUUUAUGUAACACAGAAGCGAAGGACGGGUCUCAAAGUCUAAUCCAGAUAUGUUCUCCCCUUCCUGAGAUACCUCAGAAUGAAAAUGCAGCUGAGUCAUGGGAAACAUUGGAAGAGGACUUGAUUCAGCUUAGCCAGUUGGUGACUGAGUUUUCUGUGUUAGUCAGCUCUCAGCAGGAGAAGAUUGACAGGAUUGAAGACCAUGUCAACAGCGCUGCUGCGAAUACUGAGGAGGGAACCAAAAACCUGGCGAAGGCUGCAAAAUACAAGCUGGCAGCUCUGCCCGUGGCAGGUGCAGUCAUUGGAGGAGUGGUGGGGGGUCCUAUUGGUCUCCUUGCAGGCUUCAAAGUGGCAGGAAUCGCAGCUGCGCUUGGCGGUGGGAUUUUGGGUUUCACAGGUGGAAAACUGAUACAAAGAAGGAAACAAAAACAGAUUGAGCAGGUCUCUUGCAGCUGUCCAGAGCUUUCUUGCCGAAGUGCCAAAAAAUCCAGCUGAAGCAUAAACUCGUUAUGAGGAGGAAGAGAAGUCCAGUAGCUGUGCUAAUGACAGACUUGCAGCCUCCUGCUUUAAAUUUGAGGCUGAGAGGUGUGAAUUCCGCAGCAGCGCAGUUACGUGGGAGGGAUGAAACAGUGACGUCAGAACUUCGGGGCCUUUCUCUUUUCAGAUGUGAUAAGUGACUUCAGUCUUUUAACUCCAAGAACCAUGGGAUAACUUUUAAUUAUAGAAUUCUUAGAGGAGAUAUGCGAACAGCUGAUGGGUGACGGGUGCUUCAAGCUAAAUUUGCACAAAAAGCCUUUCAGAUAAAGUGAGAGAUUUAGAAAACUAGUGCUUUCUCAUGAACAUCCCCAGAAGCCGGAGCUUGUAUUACAUAAUUAUAAUAAUAAUUGUAUAUUAUUCUAAAUUCCUGUCCUCCAGAGACAGAAAAAUAAGCUCCCAUCUGUCCUUCAUGUUCAGGGCACUUUAAAAUCUCCUCUCCUUUAUCUGGAUUCCCAAACUCCUCCUAUGUAUACCACCAGGCCGGAACAGCUAUGCACAGGGAAGCACUAUCUGCCACAGAGUAAGGGUAAAACACUGGGUGAGUAAUGUGGAGAAACAUAUCUAUAUCCAGCAUGUCUGCAUCAGCCAGCUCAGAUCAGCAUCUUUUAUUAUUAUUUUUUUGUGUGAGUGUACUCCUCAGUUAUUCAAAGCGUAGUUAAGACUUAAGUAGCCAAAGCAGCAGCCCUGGCGGAAACAGUCACUUUCCAUGGCUCUUCAGCUCCUCUGCUUGUCUCAAGAACCUUGCUGAGGACGAAGCGCCAACCUCCAGCACUCUGAGCCAGGAGCCCCAGCUGCCUUUAGCAGUGCUCAGGGCCAGCUGCUGCCCUCACUUCUCGUGUCCUGGCACUGGCAGUGCUGUGGGGGGAGAGCUUCGCUGGAGGUGUGCUCCCUCCAUGGCCUUUAUCCAAGGGUGGGUAUCUUUUCUACCGAGGGUGGAGAAGCAGCAAGGCCUGGUGAGAAAUCUGUUAAAUGGGGUGGCCGUUGUGCCGGCCACUUCACAGUACAUGAUCCACCCUUGCUCAGGUCAGCCGCCCAGCACCUUUACACCCUUCAGCUCUGAGACUUCUGCUCUGUUCCCCCUGUAUGGCUGCCUCUCAGCCUUUUCAGUAGAGAUUUUGGGGCGUGCUGUUAGGGCUUUCUCUGGCUUUUUACAGUAAUAUUCUGCCUUCCUGAUUUCACUGCUUGAGAAGCCAUUUGCUUCUGUAACCUCCGCUGUUGUACACCAGAGUGCUAAUGCUUUUAUUGUGGCAUCAUCUUACUGUUCCACACGUGGUCCUACCUCCAUCCUUCGAGGAUGGUUCCCACACCACUGCUGCUGGUGGUUGGGGGAACAGAAGUUCAAGCUGGGGAGCUGCUGCUUGAAGUUCUACAUCGUUCAGCUCUUCCCGAGCUCUGUAGGAUUGCUCGAGUCCGGUUCUAAGAGUCAAACACUGUUGCCCUCAGGCUCCCUAGCAGGGAAUGCUGGAUAAAGAAGCAAACUGUACAAACAGAGAGCUCCCUUUUGUUAACCAUGGAAAGAACCAUCUGCUAAUGACAGAGAAUAGGUUUUUGUGCCUACAGACACUGUAAGCAACUGUUAAUUAUAGCACAAGCAUCUUUUUCUGAACAGUUCUUCCGUACUACUUUUACAAUGUGAUUGGAAUUGCUAUCAGCCAGAGCAGCGCAUCUAUUUUAAGUAGGGCUGAGGCUCAGGGAAGCAAUGUGUACAGGAACAGUUCUCACAAGUAACCAUGAACAUUGUCAACACAGCGUGUGCUAAAGCCAUGGUGCCUACAUCUGUAAAAUCAGCAGGAGCGGGAAACGCGACCCAAGUAAUUCAGCGCGUUUCCUCCUGUCACGCAAAAACCCUUUUCUUUAAAUGCAUCUACUUCAGCUGUAAAUACGUUUAAUGAGUUUGUAACAACUUCACGUGAAGGCUUUUAUUUCCAGUGACUGGUAAUAAUUUCUACAUUUAAUGAAAGAAACCGAGAAAGAAGUGCUGAAGUGGGAACUGUGGUCGAUUGGUUGGUAUGAUUUAAAAAAGCCGGAUCUGCUUUCCUACUGUCUGCUUCUGAACCCCGUGCACUUCAACAGCAGCAGCCACAUCAGCUACCGUGGGACCUCCUCGCUCCCCCAAGGCUGGGACAAUCCACACCCACCAAACGGAACUUCUGCCACUGCUCAGCCAGGGUUGGCUUCCCCUGUGCUCUCUCCAUAAGGCAUCUCACCCAAAGACUGUUCUCCUUCCUUGUGGCUUUAAGGAAGCCAUUUCAAACUGCUGCGCACACCCUAAAUGUGGGGGCUAUUAUUUAAGCUAUGAUUUUAUUUUUUAAAUAUAGGUGGGUUAUUUACGUGAGCAAAAUAUACGGGCAUCUGAGUAACUACACUACAUUAAAAUUGGGAGGAACGUUGGUCAGAAGAUAUGUAAGCUAUUCAUACAGCUUCCAGACCAAACCAAAGUUUUUGCCCAUCUGUAUAGAAUUGAUUUAUAAUGUCAGCUUUUAUUCCCUUUUGACAUCAAAAAGAUCGAUCCUUCAAGAAUUCUCUGUUAUUAAAAUUAUUAUUAACAUUAAAGAAUCCUGUAUUGAGUUACUACCCUA
This is a messenger RNA of Numida meleagris (helmeted guineafowl), 4555 nucleotides long. It is a transcript of the gene STX17, whose product is annotated as syntaxin 17. NCBI's taxonomy places the organism in Eukaryota, Metazoa, Chordata, Aves, Galliformes, Numididae. Gene Ontology annotation, molecular function: SNARE binding; SNAP receptor activity. The transcript is spliced from 8 exons. Gene Ontology annotation, cellular component: SNARE complex; endomembrane system; plasma membrane. The coding region runs from base 1029 to 1934 and encodes 301 amino acids. Gene Ontology annotation, biological process: vesicle fusion; exocytosis; intracellular protein transport. The record is from RefSeq and is a predicted model, not a curated record.